CCUCCUGUUCCCCACACCAUUGGUGGCCAUGUCCGCGGGCAGCAUCGUGCACGAUGCGUCGGAGGCGGAGCCGCUCUGCCCGGCACAGGGCCUGUUCCUGCAGCGCGUGAGCCGUCUGAGCAUCAGUGUGGCACUGCCUGCAGGGACAACGACGGGCGCGGGCCGCGGUGCCUCCACCUGGGAGGUCAUGGAGCGGCUCAAGGCGCUGGCGCAGGCCCAGCCGCUCUCAGCCCUCCGCGUGGCGCGCAGCACACCCGAGCUGGUGCGCCUGGAGGCUGAGGUGGAGAACCGCGCGCUCGCCCGUGCCCUGCUGCACCGCCUGGACGGACAGACACUGCGCCUUGCCGGCUGUGCCCAGGCCCUGCGCGUGCGUGCCGACGAGUGUCCUCCCCGCCCGCUGCCCGCCAUGCUUGAGGAAGGGGACGAGCUCCCGGACACGCUGCACCUGCAGGGCCUGCCCUGCCGCUGGUUCGCGCCCCGUCCAGGACGCCACGAUUCUGGAGUGCACGUGGCAGGAAGGGACACAGCAACUGUUGGGGCCGCUGGGCCUGCACACACAGGAAGUGCAGACACAGGAAGUGAUGCUGCCCUGACUGCACCUGGGUCGGACACUGUAGGAAGCGGAUAUGACAGUACAGGAAGUAGCUCUGCCCUUACAAAAAAUGGGUCUGCCACUACAGGAGGUGGUACUGGCCUUACAGGAAGUGGGUCUGCCCCUUCAGGAAGUGCAUCCAACAGCUCCCUAAUCACCUGCAGUAUCCCUGGAAGCGACCCAGCGUCCACGGGAACUCCUAGCAGCGCCGUGGGAAGUGACUGUACCAUGACAGGAAACCGCGUUGCCCUCACAGGAAGUGACUGUGGCACGACAGCAAGCCGGGGUACCCCCAUGGGAAGUGGCCCCAGCCGGCGCGAGACAAGGCCUGUGGAUGAGCGGCCCAGCGAGGAGGUGCUGGCUCGCGUGUUCUCCUGCUUCGGGGAGGUGCGGCGUGUGGACAUACCCAUGCUGGACCCGUACCGCCAGGAGCCACCCCGUGCGGUGGGCGUGGCUGGUGUGGUGGGCGGGGCCAGCGGCCCACUCCACUUCGAGGCCUUCGUGCAGUACCGUGAGCAUGCUGGCUUCCUGCGCGCCAUGUCUGCCCUGCGUGGUGCCCGCCUGCUGUUCCGCGGGGAGGACGGCAAGGCUGUGGCCUGUCACUUCAAGGUGACCUCAGACGCGACCCAGCACCUGAGCGACGCAUCCGUCCGUCGCCGGCAGCUAGAGCGGCAGAAGCUGCAGGAACUGGAGCGGCAGCGGGCAGCGCAGAAGAGGCGCGAGCUCGAGGAGGAGGAGCGGCGGCAGCGGGAGCAGCAGGCCCGGGCACGGCAGCGGCGUCGGGAGGAGAAGCGGCGUCGCCGCGAGGAGCGGGAGCGCGGUCGCGCUAGGCGUCGGGGUCGGCGGCGUCUGCGGCGUCUGCAGGCAGAGGAGCGGCGUGUGCGGCUGGAGGAGCGUCGGCUGCUGCUGGCGCAACGCAGCCUGCAGGCGCUGAGGCUUGUGGGGGCACUGCUGGGGCGAGCAGAGGCAUCCCGGGUAUCACAGGAGGCGGGUCGGCGAAGGCUGCAGGAGGCGGAGCUUCGGCGCGUGGAGGCGGAGCAGGCACGUGCGCUUGGGCUGCAGCGCCAGGAGCGUGAACUGCGGCGCCGUCUGCUUGCCGCUCUGCUGGGUCCAGGUGGUGGGGCCGAUGCAGCAGGCUCCACCCCGUUGCUGGACGUGCUGCGCCGGGUCAAGGCCAGACAUGACCCUGCUGUGACCCCUGCAGUGACCCCCACUGCGAUGUCAGCUAUGACAUCAUCACCACUGCCCGAGAGACGAGGACGACGUCACCGAUCGCGCAGCAGGUCCUGCGAAGGGCAGGGCCGGCGCUGA
Messenger RNA from Ochotona princeps (American pika), 1903 nucleotides. RefSeq names its product A-kinase anchor protein 17A. The record is from RefSeq and is a predicted model, not a curated record. The transcript is spliced from 4 exons. Gene Ontology annotation, biological process: regulation of RNA splicing. Bases 29 to 1903 code for a protein of 624 amino acids. Gene Ontology annotation, cellular component: nuclear speck; cytosol. Gene Ontology annotation, molecular function: protein kinase A binding; RNA binding. NCBI's taxonomy places the organism in Eukaryota, Metazoa, Chordata, Mammalia, Lagomorpha, Ochotonidae.